Messenger RNA from Pieris brassicae (large cabbage white), 428 nucleotides. RefSeq names its product probable DNA-directed RNA polymerases I and III subunit RPAC2 (gene l(2)37Cg). Gene Ontology annotation, biological process: DNA-templated transcription. The transcript is spliced from 3 exons. The record is from RefSeq and is a predicted model, not a curated record. Gene Ontology annotation, molecular function: protein dimerization activity; DNA binding; DNA-directed RNA polymerase activity. Gene Ontology annotation, cellular component: RNA polymerase III complex; RNA polymerase I complex. NCBI's taxonomy places the organism in Eukaryota, Metazoa, Arthropoda, Insecta, Lepidoptera, Pieridae. The coding region runs from base 126 to 428 and encodes 100 amino acids.
UCAAAACAAAUCAACAUAUAUUUCAAAAUUUAUACAAAUUAAAUGUGUUUUGUAAUAACAAACUAAUUUUAAAAUUAUUACUGUGUUCAGGAAAUAAAUUAUAUUUAGUACAAUUGUCUUUCAUAAUGAAAAUUUCAGAGCUACCUGGUGAUGAAGACUCUGGUCUAACAUGUCGUACCUAUGUUAUUCAAAAUGAAACUCAUACAUUAGGAAAUGCUUUAAAAUGCAUUGUUGAUAGAUAUGAGGAUGUUCAAUUCUGUGGAUAUACAUUACCUCAUCCUGCUGAGUCUAAAAUACACUUUAGGAUACAAACACAUGAAACCCCAGCUUUAGAAGUCCUAAAAAGAGGUCUUAAAGAUUUACAAAGGCUCUGUGAUCACACCUUAAAUUUAUUUGAAAGAGAAGUAAAAGAAUUUAACAAAACAUAA